Glycine soja is the source of this 1483-nucleotide messenger RNA. RefSeq lists its product as uncharacterized. NCBI's taxonomy places the organism in Eukaryota, Viridiplantae, Streptophyta, Magnoliopsida, Fabales, Fabaceae. Bases 248 to 883 code for a protein of 211 amino acids. The record is from RefSeq and is a predicted model, not a curated record. The transcript has 5 exons.
UUCCCUUUUUUAGGCCACAACUUUGCUUGAAGCAACCAAAUUCACAUUCAAAUUAUUGGUUUAAUUUGUUAUCCCUCUUAGUGUUUUUAGCCUGCAAGACUAACCAAUCCCACAUGUAUAUACCAAUGGAAAAAGCGAGGCAACUCCAUUACUGAAUUGGUUAUUUUGUACCAAGAAGUACCUCUAGCAAGGAUCAAUCAUCUUUUCUCAUUCCAACUUUUGUGAAGAAAUUGAAAAUACUACCAAUAUGUCAAAUAGAGGCUCAUCAUGGAUAGCUCUGAAAUUCAGAGGUGUUGUUGAUGUAAUUCGUGCCAGCAGAUACCAAUCAAGCUAUGUUGCACUACAGAGAAACAGACCAAUUGUGUCAGCAGCUAGAACUGAAAGAGGUUAUUGGAUGCACCCUGGUCAGCAAUUCUAUAGCAACAACACAAGCACUAAUCCAAAAGGAAUAAAGGAUGUGAAGGCUCAACCAGAAGCUCCUGCACCUGCUUCUAAAAUCUUCACCUUCUUCCCUCAUUGGUUAAGAUGGGUUUUGGGCAUGGUACUUUCUCUCUUGCUACCUUUCUGGAAAUCUUACUGGCGAAAACUACAGAUAAUACAAGCGGAGGCAGAGUUUGUGGUUGAAGAGGCUGAAGCAGUGGCAAAAGUGGUAGAAAAAGUGGCAACGGUAGCAGAAAAGGUAUCUGAAGAUGUAGCAGAGAUGCUUCCUGAGAAUGGUAAACUAAGAAAAGCAGCUUUGGUUGUAGAACGUGCAUCAAAAGAGGCAGCACAUGAUGCUCAGUUAACUGAAGAAUUCAUACACAAGGUUGAAGAACUCAAGAAUGACCUGGAUGAUUUAGAAGCCUUCGUUGAACCAGUAAUUGACAAGAUUGUGAAGAUAUAAUGAUUCAUGCCGAAGUAAAAAUUACUUUCUCUGUAUGUAUUGUGUGACUGCACAUCCCUGUAUAUAUUUUUCUUUUGGGUUUAAUUAAGUUUUUCAUAUUUAAAAUAUAGAUCGUUUUUAGAUUAUUAUCUAAUAUUUAUUUUUUUCAAUUAAGUAUCUAAAAAAAUCUUCAGUUUUAUUUUACUAUUUGUUAUUAAUUAUCUUUCAUUAAGUGAUAACGUAACUGAUGAAGUGUCACGUCAUCAUGUCUUGUUACGGACAUCUUAUUAUCACGUCAUUACUUUCAAUGACAUGACAACAAUAUGUUAGUGAUCGAGAGUGAUGACAUGACAUUUCAUCUGUUAUCUUAUCACUUAUCAAAAUGCGAAAUGAAACAAAAAAAAUUCCUUGAUAGAUAUUUGACAAAAAAUGAAUUUUUAGAUAUUAAUCUUAAAAUGACCUAAUUUUCAGGUAUGAAAAACUUAUUUAAAUCAUAUAUAAUUGAUGUUUUGCCGUCUAUGAUCAAUGUACAUAUGUAACAUGUUAUGUCUUCCAUCACUCUUUCUUCACUAUUCUCUAGACCCAAAAUAUAUAUUUCACCAUUUGAUCUUGUUGGUUCUC